Panicum hallii is the source of this 1546-nucleotide messenger RNA. RefSeq names its product developmental protein SEPALLATA 3-like. NCBI's taxonomy places the organism in Eukaryota, Viridiplantae, Streptophyta, Magnoliopsida, Poales, Poaceae. Gene Ontology annotation, biological process: positive regulation of transcription by RNA polymerase II. Gene Ontology annotation, molecular function: protein dimerization activity; DNA-binding transcription factor activity, RNA polymerase II-specific; cis-regulatory region sequence-specific DNA binding. The transcript has a single exon. The coding region runs from base 1 to 1326 and encodes 441 amino acids. The record is from RefSeq and is a predicted model, not a curated record.
AUGGGGCGCCGCAAGGUCUCCAUGGGGCUGAUCCCCAACCGCCGGGUGCGGGCCGGCACGUUUGGCAAGCGGAAGGAGGGGCUCAAGAAGAAGGCGGGCGAGCUCUCCGUGCUCUGCGGCAUCGACGUCGCGCUCGUCGUCGCCGCAGGGGACGGCGGCGCCGCGGCGGACGUGUGGGAGUCCAGGGAGGGCGUGCUGGCCCGGUACCGCGCGCUGGGCGCCGAGGUGCGCGCGCGGCACACUCACCGGGCGUACCUCGACGCCGAGCUCGGCAAGGGGGAGGCCAAGCUCGCCCGGGUGCGCCAGGGCGGGCCCGACGCGCUCGCCCGCUGGGACAGGGCGCUGGACGGCGUCGCCACGGAGGAGGAGGCGCGGCGGCUGCUCGACGCCGUCGACGCCGCGAUGCGGGCCGCGGAGGACAGGCGGAGGGCGCUGGGCCUGCCGCCGGUCGACGACGCCGAGGACGGGGUCGUGCUCGACGAGGUCGCGCCGCUCAACUUCGCCUGCGCCGGCGACGACGACUACCUGCUGCACGCGCCCGGCAGCGACGCCAACAACGACCAACAGGCCAUGUGGGGCAGCCACGACUUCCAAUUCCAGCAGGGCGGCGCCGCCGACAUGCAGCACACGGGAUACGGCUUCCAGCAAUACACCAGCGGCGCGGGCAUGGAGGGCUACCACCUGCAGAUGGGGCCGGACAUGUACAGCAGCGGCGACAACAACAACGGCCACCUCGCCGACGCCUACCAGCAGUACCAGCCGCGCGAUACCAUGCGGCAGCACGGCUACGGUUUCCAGUGCGCCCACGCCAGCUACUUCGACGUGCCCUCUGGCUACGCCCAGCCCAGUCUGCCCACGUGGAGCGCCGACGAGCCGCGCCACGCCAUGCUGCCGCUUGAGUACCUUUCCGCCGACGCCGGCCUCAACUACGCGGACACGCCGGCGUCACAGGGCGUCGGCGGCAGCUCCUUCACCAUGGGCGCCGCCAGCGGCAACUUCUUCCACUCGCCACCAGCGCUCUCCCUCGCCAUGGGCACCGCCAGCGGCGGCGGCGACGGCGACGGCGACUUCAUCAACAACGCGCCACUUGCAGCAGUCCCCUCCUAUACCAUGGGCGGCAGCGGCGACAACUUCACCAACGCGAUGACAGCCCAGCCCGUCGCCAUGAGCUACGGUGGCGACCUGACGAUUGCCGGCAGGUACGCGGCGCAGUGGCAGGCACCCCCGCACCCCCAGCGCGCCGGCGGCGACCAGAGGCCCAGCAUCGAGCAGCUGCAUUACCUCAGCGACCUGGAAGACACGCAGCUCCACCUCUCUGGAAACUAACCUUCCUUCCACUACAGUUAGUUAGUUGCACACUUUAGCAAGUACCAAGUAGUGUAGUCCGUCUGAAGUCAUACAGAGUCGAUCAAGUCACCUGAUGUCAGUCGCCACCGCCAACGCCGCCGAUCAAUUUUGCCGGCCACGCCAGCGAGCAAUGGGCAGUUUUGUACAAGUCACCUGAUGUCUAUGGUACCGUCAGUUCAGCUUCUCGGCUGGGUAGAGA